Molecule: messenger RNA, 3962 nt
Organism: Labrus mixtus (cuckoo wrasse)
Lineage: Eukaryota; Metazoa; Chordata; Actinopteri; Labriformes; Labridae
Gene: acsbg2
Product: acyl-CoA synthetase bubblegum family member 2
Exons: 15
Coding region: 153-2453 (766 amino acids)
Cellular component (GO): endoplasmic reticulum; membrane
Molecular function (GO): long-chain fatty acid-CoA ligase activity
Source: RefSeq, a predicted model, not a curated record
GAUGUGCUUGCUCAAGUAGUAGAAAACAGAGCACAGCCGGCGUAUUUGUGUGUGUGUGUGAAGUGGUAAACUGAAGCCAAAGCAUUCGGAGAGAGGGACGAUACAGGAGGGAACCAUUCAAUACAAACUGGGAGAAGAAUCAGAUUCCAGAAAUGCAAUUGACCGUGUGUGAGCCCAGCGCCGUGUCUGAAGCCGUGGUGAUGGAGACCCAAAGAGCAGGCGGCUUCCUGGAGUCGUCCUGUGGUGCCGGGAGCUGCGCAGCCUCCCUCGAUGACGGCAUUGUGGAUACAGCGAAUGAGUCUUCAGAGGAGGAGUCCGCAGGGGACAGGGAAGAGGAGAUUGGUGCACAUGAUGUCAACAGCAGCACCAUGACAACAGAGGUCCUCGCUGAACAGACCUUAAACACAAAAACAGUGAAAGCCGAGCGGCCAAACUCCCUGUCAGUGCCAUCAGCAGGAGAGCCCAGUCUGUGGACGUCACGGGGUGAUGCAGAGGUGAAACUGAGGAUGGGGGAUUCGGGUUUGGCUGCUGAGACCCCUUUGACCAUCCACCAGAUGUUCACCUCUGCAGUAGAGCGCUUCGGCGACUUUACAGCCCUGAGCUGGAAAGACGGCGAGCAGCUGAAGACUCUGAACUACAAAGACUACUACCAGACCUGCCGCACCGCCGCCAAGAGCUUCCUUAAGCUGGGUUUGCAGAGAUAUCACGGCGUCGGCAUCCUGGGCUUCAACUCGGCUGAAUGGUUCAUCUCUGACAUUGGAGCUAUUUUAGCAGGUGGGUUUGCUGUUGGCAUCUACACCACCAACUCUCCUGAAGCGUGCCAGUAUGUAGCUGACAACUGCAAGGCCAAUAUCCUUGUGGUGGAGAACCACAAGCAGCUUCAGAAGAUCCUCCAGGUUGAAGACAAGCUGCCACACUUGAAAGCCAUCAUUCAGUACAAAGAUGCACUCAAAGAGAAGAGACCAAAUCUGUACUCGUGGGCAGAGUUCAUGGAGCUCGGGCGCGAUGAGCCCGACGCACCGCUCGACGCGAUCAUCUCCAGCCAGAAACCAAACCAAUGCUGCACGCUCAUCUACACCUCAGGGACCACAGGCCAGCCCAAAGGAGUCAUGCUCAGCCAUGAUAAUGUAACAUGGACCGCGCUCGCCACAAGCAGUCACGUGCGCCUGACAGACGCCACUAAGGCUCAGGAGACGGUGGUCAGCUACCUGCCGCUCAGUCACAUCGCCGCUCAGAUGGUCGACGUCUGGGUCACCAUGAAGGUCGGAGGGUCGACGCACUUCGCUCAGCCGGACGCCCUGAAGGGCUCUCUUGUCAGCACUAUGAAAGAGGUGCGUCCCACGGCCUUCAUGGGCGUCCCACGCGUCUGGGAGAAGAUGCAGGAAAAGAUGAAGUCUGUCGGAGCCAAGUCCUCAACCGUUCGCAGGAAGGUUGCUGCCUGGGCCAAAGAUGUCGGUCUGCAGACUAACCUGACAAAGAUGAACCAAAGCGGAGAAGCUGGUCGCGCCCCGCUGAGUUAUCAAAUCGCCAAAAAACUUGUUUUUAAGAAGGUGCGCAAGGCUCUGGGCCUGGAUCGCUGCAGCAAGUGCUACACAGGAGCGGCUCCCAUCACCAAAGACACUCUGGAGUUCUUCCUCAGCCUGGAUAUUCCUUUGUACGAGCUGUACGGCAUGAGUGAGAGCACCGGACCACACACCAUCUCCAUCCCCGAGGCCUUCAAGCUCACCAGUUGUGGUAAAGAGAUGCCAGGAUGCAAGACCAAGUUACACAACCCAGACGAGGAGGGAAACGGGGAGAUUUGUUUUUGGGGCCGUCACGUCUUCAUGGGUUACCUCAACAUGCCCGACAAGACGGAGGAGGCUUUGGACGCAGAUGGCUGGCUGCACUCCGGGGAUCUGGGUAAACACGACGAGAACGGAUUCCUCUUCAUCACUGGAAGAAUUAAAGAACUCAUCAUCACAGCAGGAGGAGAGAACAUCCCUCCUGUUCCCAGCGAGGAUGCGGUGAAGGAGGCUUUGCCGCUGAUUAGUAACGCCAUGCUGAUUGGAGACAAGAGGAAGUUUUUGUCUAUGCUGCUCACCAUUAAGUGCAACGUAAACGCAGAUUCUGGUGAUCCCGAGGAUGACCUCACACCAGAAGCUGUGGAAAUCUGCAAGAGGCUCGGCAGCAACGCAACACACGUCUCCGAGAUCGCAGGGGGACGAGACCGAGCGAUCCACGCCGCUAUUCAGGAGGGAAUCAACCGAGUCAACGAGAAUGCAACGUCUAACGCUCAGCGCAUCCAGAAGUGGAUCAUUCUGGAUCGGGAUUUCUCCGUUUCAGGAGGAGAGCUGGGCCCCACCAUGAAGCUGAAGCGGCCGGUGGUCGUAAAGAUGUACAAGGAGCAGAUCGAGAACUUCUACAAGGAGCUGGCGACGCCAACCACCCCCGACAACCCGCUGCCUCCCAAAUAGAUGUGCUGCUCCUCCAGCUGCAGGGAGAACAGACACACACACACACACCGCCUCCUUUAUCCCUCCUCCUCUCUCCCUGCUGCAGCUUUUUCUUUGGUAAAGAAGGUUUCGGUUGCCUUAAGUUUUGCUCGUUCUGUCUUGGUUUACAUUUGCGGGUGCUCUUUAAAAAGGAAAGCAAGCGUAUGAAGGCAUCUUGAAGACUAUUUAUUUGGAUUAACAGUGAUAUCGGAUAGAUGAAGUAACACGAGCUGUAUGUAAGGAAAGUCGUUUAUUGCACUGAAUUACUUGAUAAGAGACCGAAUCCAAAAAGGUUGUAGGAUAUUUUAGCGGAGUAAUUUGUGUUUUUCGAACAUGUUUUUCUUAAUUUAUUUUCAGUUUUCCAAAGUUUUUGAGCUUCAAAUGAAGGAACAUUUCUAAUGAAGGCUUCAUAAGAAAAUCAGCCAUCACAUCCAAUGUUUACCUUUUACAGUCCAUGUACAUGGGGAUGUUAUCUCAUCUUAGAAAUAAAAUAAGCAUUUUUUUUUUUUUGUAUCAAUGUUAAAAAAAACAAAGGCUUUCUGCAAAGGUAGUUAGAGUUGCAGAGAGGUGUGUUGAAGUGUCUCAUAAAUAAGCAUCCAAAUCUCGUUUUCAUGGCUGUAAAAAAAAGACGUCAUUGAAGCCAUACUUUGCCUUUUGUCAUUGUGAAGUGCGUCUGAUCUGUAUGCUGACUCACUGCAUCCUGCACACCCGCCUGGUCCUGUUGUAAUGAACAGUCCCUCUGUGUGUAGGCCUGCUGUCUUUUCUGUCAUUUUGUAAAUAUGUUUAGCCUACAUCUUCACCUUUCACUUGUCUGUAUUUAAAUGUAUUCUAAAGGUUUCUGCCAUUUAUUCCCCGCCAAAAAAAUCAUUCAAACCAUUUAUUGCACUCAAACAUCAAGGGGAAAGAGGAACUAGAACAGGAAAUGUACAUAAAUUAGAUUAAAUGUAGGUGCAUAGUAAAUAUAUCAACUGCAUUGGGUUUGUUUAUUUGUCUGUCCAUCUUUGAUGUUCCAAAACUCUCUGUAAUCUGAAGAGCUGACCUUGUAUGAAGUAUUUGUAUAUAUAUAUAAAACAUAUCGUAGGGACUUGUAGCAAUCUGGUAUGCUAAAAUGAAGAUAAAGUGCUUAUUGUUCACUGAAGUCCAGGGCAAAUCAAACUGAUAUUUAAACAUGUUGCUGAGGAAAUGAUGGUGAUUCAGGGAGUGUCAGGGUGAGGGAGUGUCCUGCCAUCUUAAAUCCGCUUUACAAACCCCUGAUUGUCCAUCCACCCCAUUAAAUAAAUAAAAUGUUUUCUAAAGAGUGAAUUCAAUGAAACAACCUUUUGCAAAACUUAAAACCUCACAAGACCUCUGACAGAGAACUGGACUCACCUGACCCGUAACAGCAGUCAUUUGUCGUGAACAACAUCAGGGUUGAAAAAUGGAAAUAUGCACGAUGCUGGCCUGUGAAUAUUUGUGUGUUUAACAGUUAUGGAAUAAAAAUUGUUUACUCGA